CCAUCGUACGAAUUCGACUAUUACUACUACUAUCUGAAACCUUCUUCUUCUUCUUAAUACACCUUUUUAUUUUUCAUACCAGACCUCUCGUUGAAAUUUCAAUUCAAGACACGUCAUUGGUUCUCUUCCUCAUACAAUUCCCCCAUUGACGCCUUACGCAUCCUCACAUCCAACAAUAACUACCUACUAUCUAUCCCCUGAUUACACCUCUUCUACACCUCAACUACCUUCUCAUUACAUCUGCCAACCUCUAUCAAAAAUAUAAUUCAAGAUGAGAUUCCGGAGAAAGCAAUCCCCUUUGCUUCUACUUUUAUUGCCAUCAUUGGCUCUAGCUCUAUCUCCUGCAGCACAAGAUAAUAUAGCUGCCGUUUCGAAGGAUACCGAUGCGCAAACAGGAAAAUUGGACAAGGUUGAUCCAUCAGCAGCCGUGACAACUACCGUCGAUAAUAAACCAUCAUACGGACUUGGUACGAAAGAUGCGCCCGUCGAUGGUAAAGAUGGAAAACCACAUGCUGGGCCAUUUGUAGAUACCACCAAAAAGGAUCCCAAGAAGGACUCUGCAACAAGUGAAAAGGCAGAUGCUAAGGAUUCAAAAGAUGCCAAAGCUGCCAAUUCUAAGCUUAGUGAUGGAGAAUUGGUCCCACCUACAGCCAAAACAACCAAAGAGAAGCCAAUGCUUGAUGCCCAUGGCAAAGAAAUCCCCCAAAGCAACGAUGGAGUUAUGAACGAUCCAGGGAGAGAGGCACCUAAACAUGGCACAACUGGUACUGAGGGAGGUGUGAGUGAGAAAGAUAAGACGCGAAAGGGUCAAGAAAGCCAAACGGGAGAGAAGGUUGAAAAGAAACCUGCAUCACCUAAAGAAGCACCACCGAUACCUCACGAUACCGAACAAAAAAUUCAAGGCGACAUCAAAGAUCCGCAGAAGAAAGAUUCGACGAUUAAAAAGGGUUCCGCUGAUGAUAAGGAGGCUGGCAGCACUGAUAACUUUGGAUUGGAUAAACCUACAGAUCUUCCAGACAAGACACACAAUGAUCCUCAUCCAAUUCCUAAUUCUGCCAACAAGGAUCAUUUGGAUGUUACGAAACCCGAUUCAAAGGGCAUUCCAAAGCUUGAAUUAGAAGGAGAGGGCAAUGAUGGUCUUAUUCAACCUUUACAUUCAUAUCUUCUUUCACUUACAAUGAUUUUAUUCUCUGAAAUCGGAGACAAAACAUUUUUAAUUGCAGCAUUGAUGGCGAUGAAGCACGAUAGACUUCUCGUAUUUUCCGCCGCCUUUUCCGCAUUGAUUGCUAUGACAAUCUUGUCCGCAGUAUUAGGCCAUGCAGUACCUACCUUGAUUCCAAAACGAUUCACCAAUUUCCUCGCUGCAGGAUUAUUCUUGAUUUUCGGAGGACGUUUAUUGAAAGAAGGUUUAGCCAUGAGUCCAGAUGAGGGUGUAACUGAAGAAAUGAAAGAAGUAGAAAUGGAACUCGAAGAAAAAGAACAUCUUGCAAAACAACAAGGAAGAAGACGUUCAUCAGUUUCUCCAUAUGCUUUGGAAAUGGGUCUUGGAGGAGGGCAAAGAGCAAGCACAAGAAAAUCUAGAUCAGGAUCACGUCUUCCUUCUCCACCAAGAAGUCCUUCAACUUCUUCAGAUCGAUCCCCUUCUCCUAAGAGAUCAACAUUCAAAAGUGCAGCAGGAGGCUUGAAUAACCUUCUUUCGUUAUUACUUAGUCCAGCAUGGGUUCAAACUUUUGUAAUGACUUUCCUUGGAGAAUGGGGUGAUAGAAGUCAAAUUGCUACCAUUGCUAUGGCGGCUGGUCAGGAUUAUUGGUGGGUAACUGGAGGAGCAGUGAGUGGACAUGCAGUCUGUACUGGUGUAGCUGUUAUUGGUGGGAGAGCUAUUGCUGGCAAGGUUAGCUUGAGAGUUGUAACAUUAGGAGGCGCAAUUGCCUUUUUGAUCUUCGGAGUUAUCUAUCUCGUCGAGGCUUUGUAUUAUGCUUAGGGUGAAAAACCGGAACCCUUUUUCUUUGAGUACUGGAGGAUAUCAAGAUCCUAUGUAACAAGAUUCAAUUCAUUCGGUUCAAUUUUACCACCUUCACUUCUUAUCUUGGUCUUUCACUUCGGAACCUAAACUACCAAUUAAUACAUUCCUUUUGCAUGCCUCUUUAUGCCAUGAGGAUGAAGCGAUUUUUCCUUUUUUUCUUUUUCGGGGGUUGGUUGGGUUUUGGUCUAGGAAGCGAAUGCACAAAAAAGGAGAAGGAGAUGAAUGGGAGAAAGUUACAUUACAUUACAAUACUACUUCUACUUUGUUACUAAUACAUGAGGGAUGGAUUGAUGGAUGGGUGGGGAUGAAUAGGUAAAAGGAUGACCUGGUUCGUGAUGGUGGGUAUGGAAAAGAGAUACCUAGUCUGCAUUGUUAUUGUACUCUAUUUCUAUCAGCGACGUAAUGGAUGAGAUGAAAUGAGAUGAGAUGAUAUGGAUUCUGGAUGGAUAUGUCUAGAUGAUAGAAUAGAUAUGGUUAUGGAGAGGAAGGGAGAGGAGAGAACAGCGCGGAAAUGAAAGUUUCAAUAAAUGGGAUUUUAUGCGUAGAUGAACUGAAUUGGAUUGAACUGAACUGGAUGAUACUGUAUUGUAUUGUAUUGUACUGCGUAUGUGCGUACUAUGUAGGUAAUCAGAUGAUUGGUUAGAGUGAGGAGGGAAGAGAAGAGAAGAGGAGAGGAGAGGAGAGAUGAUUGGUUAGAGUGAGGAGGGAAGAGAAGAGAAGAGGAGAGGAGAGGAGAGAUGAUUGGUUAGAGUGAGGAGGGAAGAGAAGAGAAGAGGAGAGGAGAGGAGAGAUGAUUGGUUAGAGUGAGGAG
Botrytis deweyae is the source of this 2834-nucleotide messenger RNA. RefSeq lists its product as uncharacterized. Gene Ontology annotation, cellular component: Golgi apparatus; fungal-type vacuole membrane. Gene Ontology annotation, biological process: manganese ion transmembrane transport; calcium ion transmembrane transport; Golgi calcium ion transport. NCBI's taxonomy places the organism in Eukaryota, Fungi, Ascomycota, Leotiomycetes, Helotiales, Sclerotiniaceae. Gene Ontology annotation, molecular function: manganese ion transmembrane transporter activity; calcium ion transmembrane transporter activity. The transcript has 3 exons. The coding region runs from base 272 to 1981 and encodes 569 amino acids. The record is from RefSeq and is a predicted model, not a curated record.